Capsaspora owczarzaki ATCC 30864 is the source of this 342-nucleotide messenger RNA. RefSeq lists its product as hypothetical. NCBI's taxonomy places the organism in Eukaryota, Filasterea, Ministeriida, Capsasporidae. The coding region runs from base 1 to 342 and encodes 113 amino acids. The record is from RefSeq and is a predicted model, not a curated record. The transcript has a single exon.
AUGCCUCAUGUCGUAAAGAUUCGCACCGUGGACUCGGUGAUCGCGAAGCUUUUGAAGGUCACUCUCGGCACAGUUUCCGCAGAUGCUACUGACGACCUGAGCUUUGCUCUGGCUUUCCUGAGGGGUGUUCCAAUCGAGGCACCAGCCGAGAUUCCCGACCCAAAUGCCACCCGAUUAUUUCAAGACUACGUCGUUCAAGAACUUCUCAAGGUGCUUCGGCACAAGACACGCAUUUUUUUCUGCCUCGUCCUUCCAAACCAAUCUCAGUCACGGCGAGAUCUGGCCGCUUACCACUUGGAGCAGUUUCAACAGAAGCGCAUUGCUGCAGAUAUGCAGGGCUAA